GAGCGCGAGCGGCGGGCUCUCGGGUCUUUUUUAGCGCCAUCUGCUCGCGGCGCCGCCUCCUGCUCCUCCCGCUGCCACCCUGAGUCACUGACUGCGCAGCUCCGGCCGCCUGGAUACCCGUGCUAGCUAUCGAUAUUUGGAGUUCUUACAACAUGGCAGAUAUUGACAACAAAGAACAGUCUGAACUUGAUCAAGAUUUGGAUGAUGUUGAAGAAGUAGAAGAAGAAGAAACUGGUGAAGAAACAAAAAUCAAAGCGCGUCAGCUGACUGUUCAGAUGAUGCAAAAUCCUCAGAUUCUUGCAGCCCUCCAAGAAAGACUUGAUGGUCUGGUAGAAACACCAACAGGAUACAUUGAAAGCUUGCCUAAGGUAGUUAAAAGACGAGUGAAUGCUCUCAAAAACCUUCAGGUUAAAUGUGCACAGAUAGAAGCCAAGUUCUAUGAGGAAGUUCAUGACCUUGAAAGAAAGUAUGCUGUUCUCUAUCAGCCUUUAUUUGAUAAGCGAUUUGAGAUUAUUAAUGCAAUUUAUGAACCUACAGAAGAAGAAUGUGAAUGGAAACCAGAUGAGGAAGAUGAAAUUUCGGAACUGCAAGAAAAGGCCAAGAUUGAAGAUGAGAAAAAGGAUGAAGAAAAACAAGACCCCAAGGGAAUCCCUGAAUUUUGGUUGACUGUUUUUAAGAAUGUUGACUUGCUCAGUGAUAUGGUUCAGGAACAUGAUGAGCCUAUUCUGAAGCAUUUGAAAGAUAUUAAAGUGAAGUUCUCAGAUGCUGGCCAGCCUAUGAGCUUUGUUUUAGAAUUUCACUUUGAACCCAAUGAGUAUUUCACAAAUGAAGUGUUGACAAAGACAUAUAGGAUGAGGUCAGAACCAGAUGAUUCUGAUCCCUUUUCUUUUGAUGGACCAGAAAUUAUGGGUUGUACAGGGUGCCAGAUAGAUUGGAAAAAAGGGAAGAAUGUCACUUUGAAAACCAUUAAAAAGAAGCAGAAACACAAGGGACGUGGGACAGUUCGUACUGUGACCAAAACAGUUUCCAAUGAUUCUUUCUUUAAUUUUUUUGCUCCUCCUGAAGUUCCUGAGAGUGGCGAUCUGGAUGAUGAUGCUGAAGCUAUCCUUGCUGCAGACUUUGAAAUCGGUCACUUUUUACGUGAGCGUAUAAUUCCAAGAUCAGUGUUGUAUUUUACUGGGGAAGCUAUUGAAGAUGAUGAUGAUGAUUAUGAUGAAGAAGGUGAAGAAGCGGAUGAGGAAGGGGAAGAAGAAGAUGAGGAAAAUGAUCCAGACUAUGACUCAAAGAAGGAUCAAAACCCAGCAGAGUGCAAGCAGCAGUGAAGCAGGAUGUGUGUGGCCUUGAGGACAACCUGCACUGUAAUAGCCUAAACACAACUGUUACUUACUUACAGCCUUAUGUCUCUGUGUUUUCUUGGUAGACUCAGUACUUUUUUUUUUUUAAAGGAAAGGAAUUGAUAUUUUAAAAACAAUUUUGUUCUACCUAGCAUUUUAACUUUAGUUUUCCUGCCAGGUAUAUUGAAUGCAGAAAUUCUCUCACACGUUGUCAUUCAUUGCUACAUAGUUUGGUUCUUCUGGGGUAUUUUUUAUCAUGUAAUUAUUAGAUAACAGCUACAAAAAUAAAACAACUAUUAAAUGAAA
Messenger RNA from Artibeus jamaicensis (Jamaican fruit-eating bat), 1640 nucleotides. RefSeq names its product nucleosome assembly protein 1 like 1 (gene NAP1L1). Gene Ontology annotation, molecular function: histone binding; chromatin binding. The record is from RefSeq and is a predicted model, not a curated record. The transcript has 15 exons. Gene Ontology annotation, biological process: nucleosome assembly. Bases 153 to 1322 code for a protein of 389 amino acids. Gene Ontology annotation, cellular component: chromatin; nucleus. NCBI's taxonomy places the organism in Eukaryota, Metazoa, Chordata, Mammalia, Chiroptera, Phyllostomidae.